Molecule: messenger RNA, 1749 nt
Organism: Tetrahymena thermophila SB210
Lineage: Eukaryota; Ciliophora; Oligohymenophorea; Hymenostomatida; Tetrahymenidae
Product: transmembrane protein, putative
Exons: 2
Source: RefSeq, a predicted model, not a curated record
AUGAGGGUAUCUCUUUUUUUAAUGCUUAUUCUUACUCUUAUAAUUAGAUAAGCAAUAACAAAAGAGUGGUGUAGCAUAAAAAAUUGCUUAUUAUGUAGUUAAGACGAGAGUAGAUGCAUUGAAUGUGAAAACCAAUUUCAUUUGAGCAAUAACGGAUUGAACUGUAAAAGAUGUUCUAUAAAUUGCUAAAGUUGUACAGAAUCAAAAUGCAUUUAAUGUAAAAAGGAAUUUACACAGGAUGAAAACGAUCUUACAUAAUGCAUAAAACAUAGUUUUAAUUCAGAAUACAAGAAUAAAAGCAUGAGCCGUAAGCUUGAUGAAGAAUAAAUUGUAAUAGAUUCUGGUUGCCAUUAUACAUGUUAGAAGUGCUUGCAGAAGGGUCAAGAAAGUUUUUGUACAUCUUGUCCUAAGAGUAGAUAUUUAGACUAAUUUUAAGGACACGACUAUGGUAGAUGUUUGUGCAUAUCAUAAGGCUAAAUAGAUACAGGUACAUCUGAAUGCUAAGAUUCAGGUUUUGGGAUCGAUUCUUUUAACAUUUUAUCUUAUGUAAUCUAAGGCUUAUUCAUCCCUACUGUAAUAUUAACAUCAAUAGCGGGAGCAAAUGGAACCUUUCUUUUUCUUUUAGUAGAAACUGCAUAAUCCUACAAUAUGCUUCUUUAUUUAAAUUCUCAUAAUUUGGGAAAUAUGGAUUAAUUUCUAGAAUCAUUUAAGUUCUCGCAUUUGGAUAAGUACUUUCCUCCAAUAAUUAAUUCAGUUUACAAAUAUUUCUAUAAGCAAUAACCUAUAAAUGGAAAUCCAAAAAUUUUAUUUGAUAGCUACAACUCAGAUAACACUUUAACAAAUAAUUGGAUGUAUUUAUCUCUUAUGACACUUUUUGCAAUAAUUACUUGCAUUCUUAACAAAAUUAAGCCAGAUUACAGUUCUAAUCAGCAAGUCAUUGUGAAAUGGACAUCAUAUAUGACGUUUAGUCUUCCCUUAAUAUAUUUCUAUACAACCUUUUAAUCUAUUAUGAUGUAAACUAUUUAUACAUUUUCUUGCUUCAACGACACCAACAAACUCUCUUAAGCGGGAUUAGCGUUUAGCUUCUUGUAAUUCUUUUAUAUGAUAGGAGUUGCUAUUUUUUUAUGCUUUAUUAUUGUUAAAUAAAUUAAAAAUAAGUGGUUUUAUUUAUUUAAUCAUGUACUUUAGAAUGAAAAAACAUCAUAGAGACUGUUUAUAGUUUGGUAGUUUUUGAAAAAAAUCCUAGUUGCUUCAAUCGUUGUCGGUAUAUAUUACUCAUCUACAACAUAAGCAACUCUUCUAUUUUUAAUUUAAAUCAUUAAUGAGCUUUAUAUUUAACUUUUUAAACCUUUACAGAAUUAAGAUAAGCUAAUAAGAAGAAAAUUUAUAAUUGCUCAUUAGAUAAUCUUAGUUUUAGUUCAUUUCUUAUUUGUUUUUAAGCAAUCUACUGUAUUUAGUUUUGGAUUUGAUAUGUUUAUAGCUGUACUUAUAAUAAUUGAUUUGCUUUUAGUCAGUAUUAAAGGAAUUAGCAUUUCUAUAAGGGAUUUACGUAAAAUAAUAGUUCAAUCAUUCUAUGAAUUACAAAACGAAGAAGUUGUUAUUAAACCUGAAUAAGUUACAAUUUAGCCAUCUCUAGAAAUAACAAAUUUAAGUAUUAACAUGUCAUAAUAGUAAAAAGAAAAAUCUAUUUCAGUUUUUUCUGAAAAGCAAGUAAAUAAUUUAGAAACUAACUAGCUUAAUCAAUCAUGA